AUGGACAGUGAGUAUAUAAAACGCCCUGGGCAGAGUGUGAAGGAUGGACAGUGUGAGUAUAUAAAACGCUCUGGGCAGAGUGUGAAGGAUGGACAGUGUGAGUAUAUAAAACGCCCUGGGCAGAGUGUGAAGGAUGGACAGUGGGAGUAUAUAAAACGCUCUGGGCAGAGUGUGAAGGAUGGACAGUGUGAGUAUAUAAAACGCUCUGGGCAGAGUGUGAAGGAUGGACAGUGUGAGUAUAUAAAACGCCCUGGGCAGAGUGUGAAGGAUGGACAGUGGGAGUAUAUAAAACGCUCUGGGCAGAGUGUGAAGGAUGGACAGUGGGAGUAUAUAAAACACCCUGGGCAGAUUGUGAAGGAUGGACAGUGGGAGUAUAUAAAACGCCCUGGGCAGAGUGUGAAGGAUGGACAGUGUGAGUAUAUAAAACGCCCUGGGCAGAGUGUGAAGGAUGGACAGUGGGAGUAUAUAAAACGCCCUGGGCAGAGUGUGAAGGAUGGACAGUGUGAGUAUAUAAAACGCCCUGGGCAGAGUGUGAAGGAUGGACAGUGUGAGUAUAUAAAACGCCCUGGGCAGAGUGUGAAGGAUGGACAGUGGGAGUAUAUAAAACGCCCUGGGCAGAGUGUGAAGGAUGGACAGUGGGAGUAUAUAAAACGCCCUGGGCAGAGUGUGAAGGAUGGACAGUGGGAGUAUAUAAAACGCCCUGGGCAGAGUGUGAAGGAUGGACAGUGGGAGUAUAUAAAACGCCCUGGGCAGAGUGUGAAGGAUGGACAGUGGGAGUAUAUAAAACGCCCUGGGCAGAGUGUGAAGGAUGGACAGUGUGAGUAUAUAAAACGCCCUGGGCAGAGUGUGAAGGAUGGACAGUGGGAGUAUAUAAAACGCUCUGGGCAGAGUGUGAAGGAUGGACAGUGGGAGUAUAUAAAACGCUCUGGGCAGAGUGUGAAGGAUGGACAGUGGGAGUAUAUAAAACGCCCUGGGCAGAGUGUGAAGGAUGGACAGUGUGAGUAUAUAAAACGCCCUGGGCAGAGUGUGAAGGAUGGACAGUGGGAGUAUAUAAAACGCCCUGGGCAGAGUGUGAAGGAUGGACAGUGGGAGUAUAUAAAACGCCCUGGGCAGAGUGUGAAGGAUGGACAGUGGGAGUAUAUAAAACGCCCUGGGCAGAGUGUGAAGGAUGGACAGUGGGAGUAUAUAAAACGCCCUGGGCAGAGUGUGAAGCAUGGACAGUGUGAGUAUAUAAAACGCCCUGGGCAGAGUGUGAAGGAUGGACAGUGGGAGUAUAUAAAACGCCCUAGGCAGAGUGUGAAGGAUGGACAGUGUGAGUAUAUAAAACGCUCUGGGCAGAGUGUGAAGGAUGGACAGUGGGAGUAUAUAAAACGCCCUGGGCAGAGUGUGAAGGAUGGACAGUGGGAGUAUAUAAAACGCCCUGGGCAGAGUGUGAAGGAUGGACAGUGGGAGUAUAUAAAACGCCCUGGGCAGAGUGUGAAGGAUGGACAGUGGGAGUAUAUAAAACGCCCUGGGCAGAGUGUGAAGGAUGGACAGUGGGAGUAUAUAAAACGCCCUGGGCAGAGUGUGAAGGAUGGACAGUGGGAGUAUAUAAAACGCCCUGGGCAGAGUGUGAAGGAUGGACAGUGGGAGUAUAUAAAACGCCCUGGGCAGAGUGUGAAGGAUGGACAGUGGGAGUAUAUAAAACGCCCUGGGCAGAUUGUGAAGGAUGGACAGUGGGAGUAUAUAAAACGCCCUGGGCAGAGUGUGAAGGAUGGACAGUGGGAGUAUAUAAAACGCCCUGGGCAGAGUGUGAAGGAUGGACAGUGGGAGUAUAUAAAACGCCCUGGGCAGAGUGUGAAGGAUGGACAGUGUGAGCAUAUAAAACGCCCUGGGCAGAGUGUGAAGGAUGGAGAUUGGUGA
Molecule: messenger RNA, 1902 nt
Organism: Salvelinus namaycush (lake trout)
Lineage: Eukaryota; Metazoa; Chordata; Actinopteri; Salmoniformes; Salmonidae
Product: glutenin, high molecular weight subunit PW212-like
Exons: 1
Coding region: 1-1902 (633 amino acids)
Source: RefSeq, a predicted model, not a curated record